UAAGGAUCAUACAAUUUUUUCAUUUUGUCAUGAUAAAAAUAAAAUCAAAUUGUUGUAACAAUGUUACUAUUUUUAUUGGGCUAUUUAUACUUUAUGGCGUCUUGUAACUAUCGAUUCUUUUCUAUCUGUUAAGUGGCAAUUGACAAGAAUAUUAUUAUUUAUUACAUUUUUACCAUCUGAAACGUGUGUAACUACAGUAUAUUUUAAAAUGACGACAUUUAAGACUGUCUUUUUAUUUCUCACAUUCGUAUCUUUAAUUCACUCACAACCGAACAGUUUAGUAUAUUCAGUCAAUGCAGAGGAUACAAUAAAUUGUUGUUCUCUGUUUGAAAGAAAAUACCCAUUACCUCCAAUAUAUUGUUAUGCAGGAAACGAUAAAAGUGUACUUAAUGUUUUUCAAACUGUUAAGGUCGAUUUAAUAAUUGAAAAAACAGAUGACUUCAUUGUAUACCAAGCAGCAAAUCAGCAUUUAGUUGAAGAACAAAUGCUAUCUGAUGAGGCUAUAUUAUCUUUGAAUAAAAUAAUAUCCUAUGUUUGGAAACGGAAAGAUUUCAAAUUGGAUCCAUUUCAACCAUCUUGUUUUAGUAUUAAAACAGUUGCAGAUUUUAAAAUUAAAAUUCACUCUAUUGCAUUAGAUAUUAAGAGACUGGCAAUGUUUAUAGUUGGUAUUUUUCUAUUUGGGUAUUCUGCUCGUUUAAGUCAUAAUUCAUUGUUUUACUACUUAUGUGGAAUUACAGUAGGCGUAACUGCAUCGUUUGUGAUUAUAAUAUUACUCAUCAGUCGUUUAAUUCCUAAGAAAAGAAUGAUGGUGGGAUAUUUAGGAGCAAGUUGUAUGUUAAGUCUCUAUGCUAUUCAGAUGUUGAUUGAGAAUCUCAAUAUGAUAUUGAUGUUAUAUUAUAAGUAUAUAUUGGGAUAUAUUGUUUUCUCUAUGUUAGCCAGUUUUGUGGUUUGCUAUAGAUAUGGACCAGUAACAAAUCCAAGAUCCAUCGACCUCAUAAGAUGGACGUUACAGUUAAUUGGUUUGGGUUUGGUUACAUUAUGCAGCUUUCACUUAGAAGCUAUGGUUUUAGUGGAUAUUUUGUGCAUUAUACUCUACUACACUAAGUUUUCACUGCCUUUUGGAUUAUUACCUAAACGUAAACCAAAACCCCGAUUAUUAUCCGAAGAUGAGUAUAUACAACAAGCUUUGAUUGAAACACCAAAAGCCCUUGAAGAACUGCGAAAGUACUGUAAAAGUCCAAACUGUGAUGCAUGGAAAGUUGUGAACAGGUUACAGGAUCCUAAAAAAUUUGCUGAAUUUAUGGAAACAUCAGCCCAUGUUUCUACAGAAUCUGUCAAUGAACACGAAAAAGAAUUAGAAGAUUAUGAAACCGAGUACGACGAAGAAUCAGAAGAUGAUAGUUUGUCUAACGAUAUACAAAAGUUAGACUACACAAGUGACAGCGAAUAAAAUAUGAUAACUUACCUAAUGUACUAAACUAUAAAAUUUUAACUUAAAUAUUUCUUAUUUUUUUUUAUAUGAAAAUGUAAAUAACUUGUGUUGUUAUUCUAGUGUUAUUAUACUUUCUUUUUUUUUUUUUUUAUUGGCCUUAUAAAUUUAAAUAGUAAACAACUGAAUAAUUUAUAAUAUUUAUUUUUAAGUUACAUGUUGUUAUGCACAUAAUAGACUUAAUAAAAUAUUUUUAGCUUAAUAA
Messenger RNA from Myzus persicae (green peach aphid), 1694 nucleotides. It is a transcript of the gene Nemp, whose product is annotated as nuclear envelope integral membrane protein 1. Lineage: Eukaryota; Metazoa; Arthropoda; Insecta; Hemiptera; Aphididae. The record is from RefSeq and is a predicted model, not a curated record. Gene Ontology annotation, cellular component: nuclear envelope. The transcript has 8 exons. The coding region runs from base 209 to 1450 and encodes 413 amino acids.